This is a messenger RNA of Pseudo-nitzschia multistriata, 1494 nucleotides long. NCBI's taxonomy places the organism in Eukaryota, Bacillariophyta, Bacillariophyceae, Bacillariales, Bacillariaceae. The record is from the annotation of a GenBank genome assembly.
GGAAAGUUUGGAUCAAUUCAUCCAACAGGAAGUCAUACCGGCAGAAGCCGAGUAUCACGAACACAUGGAGGGGCGUCACAGCAAUGGCAAGGGAAGAAACGAUAGCCGGUGGUCUUUAGAUGCCAUGCCUCCCUGUCUGUCGAGGUUGCAGUCCCGUGCGAGAGAACUGGGAUUUUGGAACUUGUUUUUGCCGCCGCGGCUGCUGAAAUAUCCCCACUGGGAUCCAAAACUGCUCGGUCCGGUGGACCCUAACAACGUGCUCUGUCCUUCGAUCACCCUGACCUACCGGGAGUAUGGAAUACUGGCCGAGAGCAUGGGCCGGUCGAUCGAACUGGGAUCAAUGGCCUGCAAUUGUUCUGCUCCCGAUACGGGCAACAUGGAGGUCUUGUUGGAAUUUGGAACACCGGCACAACAAAAACAAUACCUGAAACCCUUGCUGGAGGGGAAAAUUCGAUCGACGUUUUUGAUGACGGAACCCGACGUGGCCAGCAGCGACCCAACCAAUCUAGAAACYGUUCUUAUCAACCACAAACAAAAACAGAACGGCAAUCAAUCGUAUACAUUGAAGGGACGAAAAUGGUGGUCGACUGGUGCUAUGGAUCCCCGGUGCCGGAUCGGAAUUUGCGUUGCCAAGAUUGUCGAUGAGAAGGAAGGCGAAGGGAAUGAUGCAGAUAAUAGCAGUGUCGGAAAAGCCAAUCUGCACGGUCAGCACACCAUUGUUUUGGUUCCUCUUCCCAACCCAAACGUUAGAAUGAUCCGGGCCCUCCAGGUCUUUGGAUACGAUGAUGCCCCCUUUGGACACGCCGAGGUGGGUCUCGAGAAUGUUCCCCUGACACAAGAGCACCUGAUAGGUGGUCUGGGCAGCGGUUUCAAGGUCUCACAGGCUCGCCUGGGACCGGGACGAAUCCACCACUGCAUGCGAUCUAUCGGAUUGGCCCAGCGGUGUUACGAACUGAUGCUGGAGCGAUCCACGCAACGAAAAACCUUUGGCAAGUUCUUGUGCCAGCACGGGAGUGUCCAGAAAGAYAUUGCCGCAUCCUUUCACGAUCUCCAACAAGCUCGCUUACUGACACUGGACUGCGCUCAUCGCAUGGACACAUCUCCAAACGGACCCCGGGGCGCCCGGCAACACAUUUCCAGCAUCAAGGUAGCGGUUCCGGCCCUCUGCUUGAAUGUCAUUGACCGCGCCUUGCAGGUCCACGGUGGGCUAGGUGUCUGCCAGGACACUAUCCUGGCCUCUGCCUGGGCCGGGAUGAGGACAUUGAGAAUUGCCGAUGGCCCCGAUGAGGUCCAUCGGCGGUCGGUGGCGCGAAUCGAAAUCAAGAAGUGGGUGAUGGCUAAACAGGAAGCACAGGAGCAGGAUCAAUUGAAAAGAAGCCGGCUCUAAUUUUUGAUUCUUGAUUUUUGUUUUGCUUAGUAUACUACACAUGCAUGUAGUAUCUAUUCCUUCAAAAAAUAUUUUUUGUACGUCAAAAAUAGAUUCGUGCUCAUGUG